AUGGGGCAAUUCGGCGGAAGCGGUGGCCCCACGAGUCGCAUCCACGCAACAGGGAUCUCAACCAUCACCGUUCCGGCCACCUCUUCGACAUCCAUCCCCGCCUCCGUCAAGGCCUCCGCUGCCGCCAGCAAGUACAAGGCUGCUGAUACCAACCCCACUACUGCGGUUUCCUCGGCCGCUCCCGUCACCAGCAAGCCUGCCUCGGUCACUCCCGUCACCAGCAAGCCUGUGUCCUCCGUGGCUUCUGCCACUAGCAAGGCGUCUGCCCCCGCCGCUUCCGCCUCCACCACCCCCGGCAGGUCCGGCAAGUUCAAGUGGUUUGGUACCAACCAGAGUGGCGCUGAGUUCGCCUCUGGAUCCCUGCCCGGCACUCUGGGCACCGACUAUGCCUUCCCGGACACAGCCAAGAUCACCGUUAGAUGCAGCCGUCCCAGCAGUACCCUUAUGAACGAAGGAUACACGACCUUCCGCGUUCCGUUCCUUAUGGAGCGACUGUCCCCUGACAGCAUUUCGGGCAAGUUCAACGCCGACUACCUCUCCGGUCUGACCAAGGUCAUCGAGCAUAUCACCUCCGCCGGUGGCUACGCCGUCCUCGACCCCCACAACUACGGCCGCUACCGGAACAACAUCAUCACCGACACCGCCGCCUUCAAGACCUUCUUCACCAACCUGGCUACGGAGUUCAAGUCCAACGACAAUGUUAUCUUUGACACCAACAACGAAUAUAACUCGAUGGACCAGGACCUCGUUCUGCAGCUGAACCAGGCCGCCAUUGACGGAAUCCGUGCCGCCGGCUCCGAGAACUGGAUCUGGGCCGAGGGCAACUCUUGGAGCGGCGCACACAGCUGGACCAGCGUGAACGACAACAUGAAGGGCCUGACCGACUCGCUCAACAAGGUCGUCUACGAGAUGCAUCAGUAUCUCGAUAGCGACAGCAGCGGCACCUCCGCCGACUGUGUUUCGGCCACCGAGGGCGUUGAGCGCGUUAAGGACGCCACCGCAUGGCUCCGCUCCAACAAGAAGGUCGGUGUCAUCGGCGAGUAUGCCGGCGGCGCCAACGCCCAGUGCAAGGAUGCCGUUGUCGGUAUGCUCGACUACCUCCAGGAGAACAGCGACGUCUGGCUCGGUGCGACUUGGUGGGCCGGCGGACCGAUGUGGGGUUCGUACAUGUACUCGCUCGAGCCCGAGACCGGUGUUGGCUACAGCUACUACAACGACGUGUUGAAGGCCUACCUUUAA
This is a messenger RNA of Colletotrichum spaethianum, 1239 nucleotides long. RefSeq names its product endoglucanase gh5-1. The transcript is spliced from 3 exons. Gene Ontology annotation, molecular function: hydrolase activity, hydrolyzing O-glycosyl compounds. The record is from RefSeq and is a predicted model, not a curated record. NCBI's taxonomy places the organism in Eukaryota, Fungi, Ascomycota, Sordariomycetes, Glomerellales, Glomerellaceae. Gene Ontology annotation, biological process: glucan catabolic process. Bases 1 to 1239 code for a protein of 412 amino acids.